Gongylonema pulchrum is the source of this 525-nucleotide messenger RNA. The record is from the annotation of a GenBank genome assembly. Lineage: Eukaryota; Metazoa; Nematoda; Chromadorea; Rhabditida; Gongylonematidae.
AUGCUACAGGGCGUGCCGCACAAUAUAUCCACUUCCUUAUUACAACUCUACUGCUGCUCCAUUCGUUCAUCUCGAAAUGCUCGAAUGUUCGGCAAAAGUGAAAAGUUUGUCACUGGAAUAUUAGCAGCGAUUGUAGAUGGAGCGAUGGAUGCUUCAGUAGUAGCACGCCUCAUGGAAAUGCUCUUCUUCAUCAUCAAAUUUAGAAAUCGUGCCAUCAUGUCGUUGCUGGAAUCACAAAACAUUUUCUCAGUGCUGUUGCGUGUCUUCGAUGAGCAUUUUAAGCAACGAUUCGUUGCACCUGCUCAUCUCGAAAUUUGUGCAUUUGCAGUAACAUCAUUGAGCAACCUCGCCAGACUGCGGCGCCAUCGUGAACAUCUGGUAUCGGCUGAUGCGCAAAAAGUAUUUCAGUCAGCGAUGUUAAUCAUCUGCAAAGACGUGGAGUCAGUUGAAAAUUUAUCACCAUUAACUACAUCAUUCGCAGUGGAAUUCCAGGUAAAGGUCGUUUCUGGUUUACUGUCUUUCUGA